CACGCUCUGGUCCCGCUCGCGAAUCCUAGAUAUUUUCCCCUCCUCGAGACGCCCACAGCCGUCCAUUUCAAAGCAGGCAGACGCGGUAUCCACCGUUGGAUCAUACCUGUUCCGGGUUUUUGAAGAUCUUUAUCUCGUUUCUCAUUUGUUCCCUUCGGUUUAGGCAGCUUAUUAAGCAACAGACAAACGGAGAAAAUCGAAGGAAAGGAUUUACUUUGUUGAACAAUUAGACACCGGAGCGAAGAUGACAAAGCGGCGGAGCGACGGGGGAACUGAGAGAACGGAAGAAUCGGUGACUAAUGCUAGCUGCAGCGGCGGCGGUGGAGAAGGAGGAGAGGAGUUGUUGAAAAGGUUGAGGGUGGAAGAAGAUAGAGAGGUUGGGAGCGCGAGCGAGGGAGUUUGUGGUCGGAGGAGCAGUGAUUCGACGGUGGGAUGGGAGAAGUUGUCGCCGAUGGCGCUGAGAGUUUUGCUGGUGGAGGCCGAUGAUUCGACUAGACAGAUCAUCUCCGCUCUUCUCAGGAAAUGUGGUUACAGAGUUUCUGCAGUUACAAAUGGGUUAAAAGCGUGGGAGGUAAUGAAAGGGAAGCCAGAUGAGAUAGACCUCAUUUUGACUGAAGUCGAUCUGCCCUCUGUAUCGGGAUAUGCUCUCCUUUCGCUUAUCAUGGAUCAUGAGAUAUGCAAGAACAUUCCUGUUAUCAUGAUGUCGACGGAGGAUUCGAUUCGGACGGCUUACAAAUGCAUGUUGAAAGGUGCAGCUGACUAUCUUAUCAAGCCUAUAAGGAGAAAUGAACUUGGGAAUUUGUGGCAGCAUGUGUGGAGAAGACAAAAGUCUCUUGGGAGAGUGAUUGGCAUGGAGGAUAAAGAUGCCGUCCAAGAUAAGCUAGAGCCUGCUUGUGAAAAUAAUGCUUCAAGUAAAUGUUCUAGUGGUGAUGGAGGGUUUUCUCAGAGAAACAAGGAGUGUGCUGAGAUGGGCAGUGAUACACAGAGUUCCUGCAUGGUGCUGGAUGCAGAUGCUGUGGGUUCUGAAAAUGUGGACAAGCCUGCUGCUGCAUGUAAGAAUGUUGAUGGAAUGACUCUGGACAAUGAUGAAGUAAAUGUAGAUAUGGAUUCCAAGGCAUCCGAUAAAAAUAAUGCUAAUUCUACCGGCGAAGCAAUUGAUUUCAUGGGUGAAGCUCCACUUCACAUAUCUUCAUCGAAAAUGAAAAGUGAGUUCGAUUCAUAUGGGCACUUGGAUCUCUCCUUAAGAAGUUCUUUUCGAGGUGGAUUUGAGAUUGAGCCUGCAGAAGGGAAAAACAGUCUUAGGCAUUCUAGUGCUUCAUCCUUCACACGCUAUACUGGCAAGCAAUUGUACCUCCAACACUCAGAAUCUGCGAUUGUAUCCAACCCGAAAGAACUUCCAGCUGAUUCAGACCGAAAUAUUUCCGGUGUUACUGAUACUGGUGGUCCAUCACCUGGGAGCAUCUCUCCUGUUCUAAACAAAGAAUCUGAAACCGAAGAUGCAAGUCAUCAACUGAAUGUACUUCGAACUCAAGAUCUAGUUAGUGGAAUGAGGACAGAUGACAUAAGAAACUCUGGCUCGAGCUCCAUGUUUACUCCAUUUCAAUCUGAACAAUCAGUAGAUGCAUCGCCACCACCAAAUCCUUGUUCACCAAACUUUCUAGAAGCCUCUAUUAAGUCAAGUGACUCAACCAAUGAAACACCGGCACAUCAGGACAAGAGGUCAGAGUGUUCAGAGGAGGAUCAGGGGCAUGUCACUACUCCUGUAGGUGAUCGGAGUUCGAGUAGCAGUAUGUGCAAUGGUGGUGCGAGCCAUAACAACAGCAGCGUGGGGGGCUAUGGAAGCAAUUGUGGAAGUAACAGUGAUGUGGACCAAGGUGCCAUGAUCAAGGUUGAAACGGAGAGCAACAAAAAUGAAGGUGGAGGAGCAGGUUCCUUCUCAAAUGUCAAAAGCUCUACUAGAUCGGUCCAAAGAGAAGCCGCUCUAGCCAAAUUCCGGCUGAAACGCAAAGAAAGAUGCUUUGACAAAAAGGUUCGAUAUGAGAAUAGAAAGAUGCUUGCUGACAAGCGUCCGAGGGUGAAAGGGCAGUUUGUUCGUCAAGUCCCAGCUGCAGCCCCUCGUUUAGAAGUCGAAGUCGAGCAAUAGUUAAUCGACACGCCAGCGUGGUACAGCAUGCAUUUAGCUAUUUGAUUUGGUUUUUGGUCUAGCUACUGAUUCUUAUUAGGCGGAUUGGCUAGUGUGGAAACAAUAACUCUUUAGAUAGAUAUCUAUGGUAUACACCCUUAUUUAGACAUACGACCAAGACUUUCCUUCCCGCAUAAGGCCGGUUGGUUAGUAGAUCGGGUUCUUUAGUUUGUUUAGGAAACAGCGGCAUGUAUGUUGUAAACUUGUAAUUCAUCAUUGCUGAGAUCUGUUCAAAUCCUGUCUGCAGAUUUUCCUCACCAGAGUGGGGCGGUUUUUCGCCGGUGUGUGCAGUUUGUUUGCUUGUUUCUCUUCUUCUCUAGAACAAGGCCUGUGUGCAGCUGCAAUAGCUUGAUUUCUGCUUGUACUGGUUGGACUUGUGAUUAUGACUUGGUUGGACCGUUGUUAAUGUGAUUAGGGCUGGGAAAAUAGAUCAGACCGUUAGAAAAACCGUGGUCCAAACUGUACCGCACAGUUUGGUCCGGACCGUAGACUGUUAAGUAGAGGUGGCAAAUGGAUUGGAUUGGUGGAUUGGUGGAUUGGAUUGGUUGAUCCAUGGAUCAAAUGGAUUGGAUCUAAUGGAUUGGUGGAUCAAAUGGAUUGGAUCAAGUGGAUUGGUGGAUUAUCCAUGAAUCCAAAUGACAUCCUCAACCAAGGACCAAUAUGUAAAAUGUAAAAAGUUUAGGGACUAAAAUGUCAUAAUGAAAAAUUUUAGGUACCAAAACGUAAUUUUCCAAUGAUAUUUUUCGUAUAAUAAAUUAAAGUUUAGGUACCAAAAUGUAAAAAAUAAAAAAUGUAGGUACUAAACCGUAAUUUGCCAAUGAUCCAUGGAUCCAAUCCAUGAAUCCACCAAUCCAAUUGGAUUUGGAUAAAAUGGAUUGGAUUUAAAUGGAUUGGAUUAAGUGGAUAUUUUUAAUGGAUUGAUGGAUUCGAUUGGUGGAUUGGAUUGGAUUGAAAUUGCCACCUCUACUGUAAAGUAUGGUCUGGUCUGGUCCAUGGUCAGUAUUAUUUUAUGUUUUGAUCUCUUGGUCUGGUCUGGUCUAGACCGCGGUUUACCAGACCAAACCGUGGACCCAACCGACUUGUCAAUACGUGUUAAUAGCCCAUUCGACCACUCUCCCAACUCCCACAAUGACAUCCUAGUCUCAACCUUAGUUUUUUGAAUCUCGUCCCUCCUUCAUUCACAACCACAUUUAACGAGAGAGUAGAGAUAAUUGUGUCUCCAUAUGACAUUAUCUUAAUUUUUAUGACGUUAUGGUGCAAGUUGGAAUGCUUUUACUUUGUAUCUUUGUUAUGUACUAAGAUUUAGGGUAUCAAAAUUAUUCAUGCAUGUUAGGAUUAAUGUGUUAAGGCAAAUAACAAUUAUUUUUCUUGAUUAUUGGUUCAAUUUUUUGUGUGGUCGACUAAACAAAUUAUUCAUUUUUCGUUGACUGUGGUCUAUCUGGACCAGACCAAACCAGACCGCACAGGCGUGGUCUUGACCGGAUCGUAGAGUCUGUGGUCUGGUCUGUGGUCUAUACUUUUGCCUCUCGGUCUGGACCAUAGACCGUAUAUAUGGUUUGGUCUGGACCAGACCGGACCAUUUCCCAGCCCUAAAUGUGUCCAGACCGGACCGCUUCCCAGCCCUAAAUGUGAUAUUAUUGCUACAUUACGUGAUUGCCAAACGGGCCCUUACUGAAUAGACUAUUGUCAAAAAAGGUGGCCAAGUGGCUACUAGGGAUGGCAACAAAAUCCGAACCCACGGGUACCCACCCGAUCCAACCCGAUCAACACGGGUAAAACCCGUGUUGACGGGUUUUGGGCCGGGUUCGGGUUUAAACCCGCUACACUAUUCACCGGGUCGGGUUGGGUUUGGGUUUAGGUAAACCCUCCCCAUGGGUACCCGCCCACACUCAUAUAAUUACUUUCCCGGUAUAUUUAAUAUUUUAAAUAAUAUAUCUUCCUUAAA
Molecule: messenger RNA, 4127 nt
Organism: Linum trigynum
Lineage: Eukaryota; Viridiplantae; Streptophyta; Magnoliopsida; Malpighiales; Linaceae
Source: the annotation of a GenBank genome assembly